AUGGCAAUGAGAAUGGGUCUCAGUGGUAUAAUCAUUGUUGUGCUCCUUUCUUUCACAUUGUAUCUAGAAGCAGCGCCCUGUUCUUCUCUUCCAUCAGUUGACUGCACAGGCAAUGGCUGCCAAAUCUACAAUUAUCAAGGGCUGUGGGAGGACCAUGAAAACUGUAUGGCGGCGAAUUCUUCAUCGCCCAAAUCGGAAGCAGAGCUUGUACAAGUGGUGGCCAAGGCAGUGAAAAACAAGCAGAAGGUGAGAGUGGUGAGUUGGCUUGGGCACAGCCUCACAAAACUUGCCUGUGUCGGAAACCAAGGCCUCAUAAUCUCCACCAAGAACUAUAACCAAAUAAUUUCAAUCAACAAGACUGCCAUGACCAUUACUGUCCAGGCCGGUGCAAUGAUGUCUGAUGUCAUGGAAGCUGCAGCUAGUCAGGGGCUCAGUCUGCCCGCCAUGAUUUACUGGAAUGGAGUCUCUGCCGCCGGUGUUAUUUCCACCGGAGCCCAUGGAAGUGGGCUUAUCGGAAAGGGAAGUGGCGUUUAUGAGUACGUGGUGGGAAUGAGAUUAGUAGUCCCUGCUUCUCCCUUGCUAGGCUAUGCAAAGGUGAUUACAUUGAGGGAAUAUGAUGAGGAUCUGAAAGCUGCGAGGAUUUCUCUGGGCAUGUUGGGUGUGAUCUCUGAAAUUACAUUUGCUUUGCAGCCAAUGUAUAAGCGCUCUGUUUCUGCCUCGUUGAAGGAUGAUGGAGGAUUGGAGAAUGAGGCGGAGAGUUUUCUUAGGGGUGUUGAUUUUUCUGAUAUUUACUGGAUUCCUUCCCAUGGAAAGGCCUUGUUUAGGAACAUCAGCAAGGUUUCUGUCAAUGUUCCCGGUGAUGGCUUUAGUAUUCUGCUUGGCACUCCCACAAGAGUUGUCGACAUCGAGAAUAGUGCUGCUCAGAUGGCAUCACUUCAAGCUAAUGCAGCCACUCAGACAAUAUGCAAGGUACUUGAAUCGCAGAUGAACACACUGGCGUUUAAUGGCAGCGCAUUUCUCAAUGGUCCAACAGGAUUCACAGGCUACCCUAUUGUAGGAUUCAAUCACAAAAUGCAAGCAUCUGGUGGAUGCCAAGGUUCAGUACCCAAACCAGCAGAUAAUUCAAGUUUUACCUGCAAUUCUACUUCAAUUGUUGACAAGAAUACCACUGUCUGUACAUGGGACCGUCGGAUAGACGCUAUCCUCUUAUAUGAUGUGGAGAUUCAAGUCCGCAUGUCUAAUUUGACGGCUGUUAUUCAGGAUAUGAAGAAGAUUAGAGAUUUGAACCCAGAAAACUUGUGUGAUCUGAGAGGAACACUGAUUCGCUCCAUUAAGAAAUCUGAUGCUUAUUUGGGACAUGCAGAAGAUACGGUGGCUAUGGAGACUAUAUAUUAUAAGUUUAGAGAUGAGAACAUGAUUAAAUGGAAUGGAGAUGUGUUUGAAGAGAUUGAGCAGAUGGUGAUUGAGAAGUAUGGAGGGGUAAUGCACUGGGGGAAGUCUGGAGGUCAUCUGUUUAAGGGACAGGCCUUAAGAGCAUCCAAUAUAACUAAAUUUUUAGAGGUGAAGAUGAGAUAUGAUCCUUAUGGAUUGUUUUCUAAUGAAUGGACAGAUGGUCUGUUUGGAAUUGAAGGCCCAUUGAUGGAUAUAGAGAGAGAUGGUUGUGCUUUGGAUAAGUUGUGUAAGUGCACAGAGGAUAGGCAUUGUGCUCCUGAUAAAGGCUACUUCUGCAUGCCCGGUAAAUGUGAUUGGCAAGUGAAAUGGGAAACUGUGAGCAGGGAUGUAUCUUCCACACAGUUGCAGAGUACCAUUCCCCAGGCUACAGAUGUGACAUCUAGAAGUGGCACUGAUCCUUACGCCCAUGUAGACAUACCAUCUCCACCUGACACUACACGUUUGAUAGAGGUUGAUCCUUUGUAG
Cryptomeria japonica (Japanese cedar) is the source of this 1917-nucleotide messenger RNA. RefSeq names its product L-gulonolactone oxidase 2-like. Gene Ontology annotation, molecular function: FAD binding; D-arabinono-1,4-lactone oxidase activity. NCBI's taxonomy places the organism in Eukaryota, Viridiplantae, Streptophyta, Pinopsida, Cupressales, Cupressaceae. The record is from RefSeq and is a predicted model, not a curated record. Bases 1 to 1917 code for a protein of 638 amino acids. Gene Ontology annotation, cellular component: membrane. The transcript is spliced from 4 exons.